AUGUCCAUCUCGGCCCUGCCGCUGUGGCUGCUGCUGCUGGUGGUGGUGGUGGGAGCCCAGCAGGAGAGGACCAUCUGCGCGGGCAUCAACGGGAUCCCCGGGCAGCCCGGAGCCCCGGGGCAGCACGGGACUCCUGGGGCCCCUGGGAGGGACGGCAGAGACGGCACUACCGGAGCACCCGGAGCCAAGGGAGACGUCGGGGCUCGAGGCUUGACUGGGGACCCAGGUCUGCCGGGAAAGCUGGGCCCUCUUGGCCAACCGGGGCGCGUGGGGACUUCGGGAGUCCCAGGUGAGCAGGGCGAAAGAGGCGAGAAAGGCGAGCGGGGAGAGAGCGGCGUGGGGCCCAGGUCGGCCUUCUCCGCGAAGGUGGACGCUUACACGCCGGCGGCCGGCUCCCCCGUGACGUUCAACGUCAUCAUCACCAACCCGCAGGGCCACUACAAUGCCAGCACGGGGAAGUUCACCUGUGCCCACCCAGGCGUCUACUAUUUCACGCUGUCCGCGCAUUCCAAAGAACAUUAUCUCGUGGUUAUGAUCAUGAAAAACGGGAAGGUCAUCUCUAAGGUGUGCGGUGAAAAAUACGACGCAAUAAGCGGCAGCGUCGUGCUGAGUCUCAAGGCCGGAGACGAGGUUUGGCUGGAGUUGGAGGCUCCGCACAUUAAUUUGUUCUUCAACGUGCACAGAGACGCCGUGUUCAGCGGCUUUUUCCUGUACCCUGAGUGA
Petromyzon marinus (sea lamprey) is the source of this 723-nucleotide messenger RNA. The record is from RefSeq and is a predicted model, not a curated record. Lineage: Eukaryota; Metazoa; Chordata; Hyperoartia; Petromyzontiformes; Petromyzontidae.